CUGCACCUUCUUCAUCUCUCCCCUUUCCUUCUUCUCCUCUUCUCUCCCAAGUCCCACCUGGAAAUUUGGCCUCAUAAGCACACACGGCGAGAGGAGAGAGACUGAGAGAGGGAGAGAGAAAGAUAGGAAAAAAAACGGGGAGGGGAAAAAGAGAAAUAGAGCAGAGAAGUUUGUGCUGUUGAGAUCAACAAUUGAAUGGUGUGAUAUAAUUUAAGAGAGGGGGAGAUCAUAGAAGAGAAAUUCAGCCGUCAUUCCUCUGUUUUCUCACACGCUCUCUGUGGCGCACUCGCAAAUCAGAAGCCCUCUGGCCUCCGGAAGAAUCAGUCUUUCCUUCAUUCCCAACAUAAAAGAAGACAAAAUAAUUAAAAUAUUUUCUGGAUCUCUCCACGUUUCGCUCUUCGUUCGCCGCCAUGAUCUCCCUCAGCCGAAGCUGUUUUCUGAAUAAGGCGAGCAUCGCAGGCUUGUCCAGCCCCUUGUCAGAUAGGCAGAGAGGAAUUGUCCGUAGAGCUCCUUGCUCGUUGAAAAUCAAGGCCGCGGCGGCGGCGGCUUCCAACCGUGAUCGAAACGGCACCGUAUUGUCAGUCGAGACGGUGGCAAAAGAGACGGCGGAAGCAGAAUCUUUGGUCGAGGAAUCUCAGCCCACCGUCGUUGGUGGAAUUCGGGAUGCGUACGGUGAGGAUACGGCCACGGAGGACCAGCCUGUGACCCCUUGGUCCCUCUCAGUUGCUAGCGGCUACUCAUUGUUGAGAGAUCCUCGUCACAACAAAGGUCUUGCCUUCACUGACAAAGAGCGAGAUGCCCACUACCUGCUUGGUCUUCUCCCGCCGUCAGUUCCUUCUCAGGAACUCCAGGUAAAGAAAUUGAUGCACAUUAUUCGGCAGUAUCAAGUGCCACUACAGAAGUACAUGUAUAUGAUGGAUCUCCAGGAAAGAAAUGAGCGCCUGUUCUACAAGCUUCUCAUUGACCAUGUCGAGGAGAUGCUCCCAAUUGUCUACACGCCGACUGUGGGAGAAGCUUGUCAGAAAUAUGGUAGCAUCUUUAGCCGUCCUCAGGGUCUUUACAUCAGCUUGAAAGAGAAGGGUAGGAUCCUCGAGGUUCUAAGGAACUGGCCUGAGAAGAAUAUUCAAGUUAUUGUUGUCACUGAUGGUCAACGGAUUUUAGGGCUGGGGGACCUUGGAUGCCAGGGAAUGGGAAUACCAGUUGGUAAGCUCUCACUAUAUACCGCUCUAGGUGGAGUUCGUCCUUCAGCUUGCUUGCCGAUCACUAUUGACGUGGGUACGAACAAUGAGAAAUUGUUGGAUGAUGAGUUCUACAUAGGGCUCAGGCAAAGACGGGCAACUGGACAGGAAUAUGCUGAAUUGCUACAUGAAUUCAUGACGGCAGUGAAGCAGAACUAUGGUGAGAGAGUCCUCGUUCAGUUUGAAGACUUUGCCAAUCACAAUGCAUUUGAUCUUCUGGCAAAAUAUGGUACAACACAUCUUGUAUUCAAUGAUGACAUUCAGGGCACAGCAUCUGUGGUCCUUUCUGGGCUCAUGGCAGCAUUGAAAUUGCUUGGUGGAACUUUAGCUGAUCACAGAUUCCUAUUCCUUGGGGCUGGAGAGGCUGGAACUGGAAUUGCAGAACUGAUUGCCCUUGAGAUAUCCAAACAGACACAAAUGCCACUAGACGAGGCUCGUAAGAAUAUUUGGCUUGUGGACUCAAAGGGUUUGAUUGUAGAAUCCCGCAGGGAGUCACUGCAGCACUUCAAGAAACCAUGGGCUCAUGACCACGAGCCUAUCGAAACACUUCUUGAAGCUGUUAACGAUAUUAAGCCAACGGUAUUGAUUGGAACGUCCGGAGUAGGUAGAACGUUCACUCAAGAAGUGGUUGAGGCCAUGGCCACCUAUAACGAGGUAGGAAUAACUUUCAGGUUUUUUGGUUGGUGUAUUUGAGAAAGUGUUAUUGCAAAUAGACACUAGUCGGACGAAUAUAUAGUUUUCUAUCGACACUUUUGAAGCUCUGCAUUUGAAAUUACACCUGCAACCUCAAAAAAUCAAAAUGAUGAAUACUAACUCAUUAUUUUUGUUUGCUUCAUGCAGAAACCUCUGAUUCUUGCACUCUCCAAUCCCACCUCACAGUCCGAGUGCACAGCUGAACAAGCAUAUACAUGGACAAAGGCAAACAAUGCAUACAUUUUCCCUGGAUUGGGUCUAGGCUUGAUCAUGUCUGGUACAAUCCGCGUUCAUGAUGAUAUGCUUCUUGCAGCAUCGGAAGCUUUGGCUGCUCAGGUUACUCAAGAAAACCUGGAUAACGGACUGAUAUACCCACCCUUCACAAACAUUAGGAAGAUCUCGGCUCAAAUUGCUGCCAAGGUGGCUGCCAAGGCUUAUGAACUUGGUUUGGCAACGCGACUUCCACGACCGAAGGAUCUGGUGGCGUAUGCUGAGAGCUGUAUGUACAGCCCAUCUUACAGAAACUACCGGUGAAAGGAUGAGUUCUCAACAGAAGAAGCAGUAGCGAGGGCAGUCUAGUUGGAUCUCUAUUUUUUGUUAUGUCUCUCAUUCAAGUUGGUUAACUUAGUGAUUAAAAAAAGGUUUACUUUUGAUCAUAAAGGGGAAAUGUCAGAUGGUGGGUUUUGCCCUUUUUUUCUUGUUCGUUUUUGGUUAAUUUUAUUGUUGCUUUGAUCAUAACAUCUGCAGAUUUGGUUGGGUAGGAAGGAAGAGAGAACAAGGGAAGACCUUUAAGAUAGGUGGUAGUAGUUGGUCAAUUUAGCCUUCACCAAGUUUGUUCUUUUGAUUUGUGAGACUUCAUAGUGCAUAGGAACAUAAUUUUUUUAUAGAAAAAGAGUGGUUGGGUGAGCUUAUUAAUACAUCAAAUUUGAAAUUCAAAAUUUUCUUUUUAUUCUAACUCCUUUCGACUCAUGAUUGGUCAA
Linum tenue is the source of this 2911-nucleotide messenger RNA. Lineage: Eukaryota; Viridiplantae; Streptophyta; Magnoliopsida; Malpighiales; Linaceae. The record is from the annotation of a GenBank genome assembly.